This is a messenger RNA of Linum trigynum, 3219 nucleotides long. The record is from the annotation of a GenBank genome assembly. Lineage: Eukaryota; Viridiplantae; Streptophyta; Magnoliopsida; Malpighiales; Linaceae.
CCGAAAAGAUAACCCAAAGACUCCAAGAGAUGGAUUUAUCGAAUCCAUGCCAAAGCACCAUAGCUGCAACCUGGAAAUCAUUAUGAGACUAUCCUAACAAUCAUUCUCAGGUUAGGAUUACUCUGUGGUGGGUAGGGCUGAAAUCGGGAUGCUCGAAACUGAACAAAACUAGGGAGUCGAAGGCAAGAUCAACCAGGUCAUAGUGAGAUUGGAGAAAAGUAAAUUGUAGACCAUAAGAUAAGCUACCAAUUUAGGAAAUAUUCUAGGAUUGGGAAGAGGAGUUUAAGAUACAUAUAUUUUUUUUUCCAAGUAAAUGAUAAGAGGCAAAACUUGGGAAAAAUUCCAAUCCAUAAAAUGAAGUCAUUUCACUGCUCCAAUUUAGUGAAAUCACUCUACAAAAUCAAAGUAAGUCAAUUCUAAAGGGGUACAACAACAAAAUUUUACUUGAUUUGUCACUCUAUAGGUAGCUCAGUUGGCAUUUCUCUAAUCCACUCGAAACACUUUACAACGAGAAAAUGACUCGAUAAGCUAGCGACACUCCCCGAAGUAGGGUCCCUCCUAGAGAAUCCACCACCGCACCUUGGCUAAAUGUACGAAUGAUUACUUCGGCAUCUCCUUCCACGAUGCAACGAGCUCAUGAACUUUGAGAAUAAAAAAUUUUGCAAGUUCCACGUACUUGCGAAUCUUUUGCCAAGAGGUAGGAUUUGGAGAGCAUACAUCCAUAAUUCAAUAAACUAAAAUCAAUAAUAAAAUACAAUAAAUAAACAAUGAAUUCUUUCAUAAUGUCAACAAAUCUAUAUAAAUCUAGAGUUUUCAACAUCCAUAUUUUAUCAAAAUUUUCAAAUUCAUUAAGCUUGAAGAAACCCUAAAGUCUCAUGAUUCCAAGAUACAUUUUCCUAGACACCAAAAAACCUAAAUCUCCCGCCGUAUUGAACAGACACAGCGUCGUUUUGCUCUAUCGCCAAAGUUUCCACAGUGGCAGUGACCAGUAAUUAUUUACCAACACCGCGGCCAUUUACCCAGCCUCGCCCCGCCACGUCAAGACCUACUCCCUAGUCCCUACUCCUCCACUCUACUCUCUCCCUCCCGCGCGCAGGAAACCGAAAACACACACAAAGAGCUCUCACUCUCUCUUUGCUCAGGACGUCAUAGAGCCGCCCCCAGUGACCACGCGUUCCUUCCAUCUCCUCCCAAAUCCCUUCUCAAAUCAACGGCUCCCCUUCGUAACCCUAGAAAUGUCGAGCUCCCAUUUCGCCGCCGGCGACGCCGUCGAAGUCCUGAAGCGGGACGACGGUUCUUCCCAACUGACCUACUACCCUGCCGCCGUCCUCCGCGCACCCGCCAAGCAGCCGAACACGAUUCUGAUCGAGUACCAGACGCUGACGAACGGGUCGAUACCAGCGAAGGAGCUCGUCGACUGCGGCAGCGUGAGGCCCGCCCCGCCGCCGGUGUCCUGGGCAUGGUUCAAAGUGGGGGACGGCGUCGACGUCUACAGCGACGGCGGCUGGCGCGCAGGGAUUGUGAAGGAGAUACUCGAGAAUUCCAAGUACCUGGUGGCUUUCGCUCGCCGGAGCGAGGGAAUCGUGACGGAGCAGUGCACCCUCAGGCACCAUCGGGACUGGGUCGACGGCGAUUGGUUCCCGCCACUAGCACCGCCCCUCCUCCCGCCGAGGAAGCGAUAUAUGGAGGAACCGAAACCUGGGAAGAUAAUGCUGAAGAUCAAAUGCGGGAGAGGGAGAACUGAGACAGUGCUGAGAAAAGGUACGAGAGUGGAAGUGAGAUCUGACGAUCCAGGUUUUGAAGGUGCUUGGUUUGGUGGCAUCAUAAUCGAUCACGAAGGGACGGACAAGUAUUUGGUUCAAUAUCUGAACCUACUAAAUGAGGAACAAACUGCUCCGUUGAGAGAAGUGGUUAGCGCAGGCGAUGUAAGGCCUUACCCACCUGAAACUCAGCCAGUCAACUGUUACAAGUUUCUUGAGAAGGUGGAUGCUUGGUAUAACGAGGGCUGGUGGGAAGGUAUGGUGUUGAGAGUAGAUGAGAGAUUGAAUAAGUAUAUGGUCUUCUUCCCAACUACAAAGGACAAUAUUUAUUUUGAAGCUUCAAGUCUCAGGCCUCGUAUGGAAUGGUUGAAUGGGAAAUGGGUCAAGGUAAAAUCUGGGGAGGUCAACCAUAAGGUGACAAAACCAGGCUCUGGUUGCAGGAAGGGAGUGAAAGUUGAGGUCAGAAGUGAUAAACUUGGUUAUCAAGGUGGUUACGGCAAGGGAAUGAAGGUUGAGGUCAAAAGUGAUGAAAUUGGUUACCAGGGUGCUUGGUUUGUGGCGACCAUUCUCAAUGUCCCAAGGAAGGAUAUGUAUCUGGUACAGUAUGACAAUCUACUCACCGACGAUGAAACCGAGUACCUGGAAGAGGAGGUAGAUGCUUCUGAUGUCCGCCCAUGUCCUCCAGAGGUGCCAUAUAAUCGCCCUUACGGACUUCUCGAUAUUGUGGAUACUUGGUAUAAUGAUGCGUGGUGGGUUGGGCGCAUUAUUAGAGCUUAUAGAGAGAUGAAGUAUACAAUCCAAUUUGGGACAGGGGAAGAGUUGGACUUUCAGCAUGCCCAGCUGAGGCCUCAUCAAGAAUGGAGUGAUGGAAAGUGGUCCUCUGUUCCUAAGGAUUGGAAGUUUUGAUGACCACCCAUCAAAAGAAGAGUAUAUCCAGUUGAAGGAUCUAACUCUAGAAAACCAGAAAUAGCUCCGAGGAUGUGAUUGGAUUUGUAGAGAUUGCGCACCUUCUGAAUAGGAAAUCCUAACUUUUUACCCUAAAUGUAUUUAUCCCUGGAAAGUAGCUCACUUUUGUCCUAUAACCCUCUUCCCCUCCCUGUUGUUCCAAGUGUAAGACUGUUUGUUGCAGAAGAACAGCCUUCAAUAUGGAGUUGGUAGAGUUGAUAUAUAUAUAUGUAUAAGCUUAUAAGAGGUUCCUGAUAUUACUAUUUCUUUUAUGAAGCAUGUGGCCUAUAUUCAUAUGAUCUCAGCACGUUGUGCUCCGAAGUUGACUCUCUUGGCCUUUUCCCAGUUCUAGACUAUCAUUUUCGACAAGAGGUAACUAGAAUGGUUUAUUCUCUUUCUAUUCGUUUGUUCAGUUGAAAAUGAGGUUUGCUUUUCCCUUUUCCAGCUGAAGAUGAUGAGCAACAAAAGAGAAAGAAGACAUGACAGUAGAAGAUAACAAAAGGGAAAGGCAGAG